Messenger RNA from Elaeis guineensis (African oil palm), 3850 nucleotides. The record is from RefSeq and is a predicted model, not a curated record. Lineage: Eukaryota; Viridiplantae; Streptophyta; Magnoliopsida; Arecales; Arecaceae.
AAGCAAAACAGAAACAAAACCAAAUAGAACGUAGAGAGAGAAAGAGUGAAGGAGAGCGUCCUUACUCUCCUCUCGUCACCAUUAGCGGAGCUUCGAAGUCUCUGAAACGCUUGCUCUCCUCCUCUGAGAUGGGUUCUCGCCACGAGAAAGAUAAGGCCGUCAACGUUCAGGUGCUCCUACGUUGCAGACCAUUCAACGAUGACGAGCUGAGGAGCAAUGCGCCGCAGGUCGUGACCUGCAACGAGUACCAGAGAGAGGUCGCCGUCUCGCAGACCAUCGCAGGGAAGCAAAUUGAUAGGGUUUUUACGUUCGACAAGGUCUUUGGUCCCUCAGCUAAGCAGAAAGAUCUUUAUGACCAAGCAGUGGUUCCAAUUGUAAAUGAGGUCUUAGAGGGUUUCAAUUGUACUAUAUUUGCUUAUGGUCAAACUGGCACAGGAAAAACUUAUACAAUGGAAGGUGAAUGCAGGAGAGCUAAGAGUGGGCCUAAAGGGCAGUUACCUGCAGAUGCAGGUGUCAUACCAAGAGCUGUCAAACAGAUUUUUGACACAUUAGAAAGUCAAAAUGCUGAAUACAGUGUCAAGGUUACUUUUCUAGAGUUGUAUAAUGAGGAAAUCACUGAUUUGCUUGCACCAGAAGAGUUAUCCAAAAUUGCUAUGGAGGACAGGCAGAAAAAGCCAUUACCUCUCAUGGAGGAUGGUAAAGGAGGUGUGCUGGUAAGAGGCCUAGAGGAAGAAAUAGUAACAAGUGCAGAUGAAAUCUUUUCUCUUCUAGAAAGGGGGUCUGCAAAACGUCGUACUGCAGAGACUUUACUAAACAAACAAUCCAGUCGGUCACAUUCUUUAUUUUCUAUUACCAUUCACAUCAAAGAGGCAACUCCAGAAGGUGAAGAGCUGAUCAAAUGUGGGAAACUAAAUUUGGUUGACCUUGCUGGAUCAGAAAAUAUUUCUCGUUCAGGUGCCAGGGAGGGUCGUGCAAGAGAAGCUGGAGAGAUAAACAAAAGCUUACUUACUCUGGGCCGUGUUAUUACUGCUCUUGUCGAACAUCUAGGACAUAUCCCCUACAGGGACAGCAAGCUGACACGUUUACUUCGUGAUUCACUGGGUGGAAGAACUAAGACAUGCAUAAUUGCUACUGUAUCACCAUCUGUACACUGUCUUGAGGAAACCCUUAGUACACUAGACUAUGCUCAUAGGGCAAAGAACAUAAAGAACAGGCCUGAGGUAAACCAAAAAAUGAUGAAAUCUACAUUAAUUAAAGAUCUCUAUGGAGAAAUUGAGCGUCUUAAAGCAGAGGUGUAUGCUGCUCGUGAGAAAGUUGGAGUUUACAUACCAAAAGAACGAUACUACCAAGAGGAGAGUGAAAGAAAGGCAAUGACAGAACAAAUUGAGCAAAUGGGGGUCUUGCUAGACAACAAUCAAAAGCAUAUCGAGGAUCUGCAAGAAAAGUAUAAUGCUCAGCUUCAACAGUCUUCUGACCUGAGCAAAAAGCUUGAUGCAACUGAGAAAAGUUUGGAGUAUAGCAGUAAGUUAUUGGCUACUGCUAGAGAUGAUCUGACGCUAGCUCAAUACACUAUGAAGGAGAAAGACUUUAUUAUAUCAGAGCAAAGGAAAGCAGAAAAUGCUUUGGCGCAUCAAGCCUGUGUUCUGAGAUCUGACUUGGAAAAAUCUACACGUGAUAAUGCUUCAUUAUUUUCUAAAAUAGCUAGAGAAGACAAAUUGAAUGCUGCCAACAGAUCUAUAGUGAACAAUUUUCAAGCUGAUCUUGCAGCAAAGAUUGGAACACUUUGUAAUACUGUUGUUGCAGCCUUGGAUCGACAAAAUAAACACCUUUGGUCUGUCGAGAAACUAUGUCAAUCUAGUCUUGAUUUCCAUGAUAAGGCAAUAUCAGAAGUGAAAAGGAAAGUGUUAUCUUCAAGAGCUUUGUACAUUUCACAUAUAGAAGCGGUACAAAAUGUAGUGCGCUUGCAUAAGGCAAGUAGCAAUGCCAGCCUAGAAGAGAUGUCAUCUAUGAUUUCUACCAAUAGCUGCUCUCUUUAUCAGUUACUUGCUUUUGGGGAGGGAGAAGCGGAUCAGAUUUUUGGUGAUCUGCAAAGGAUAUUGUCAAAUCACCGGGGAGAGAUUGCGCAUUUCACUCAGGAACUUCGUGAGAAGUUUCAACUUAGUUCAGAUCGGACAAAGGAAAUGUCCAAAUUUAUUCUUGGGCUGCUUGAUAGGAUAAGAGAGGAAACAAAAGAGUUUCAGAAUGACUCAACUUUGGUACAUGAGGCUCAAGUGAAGAGCAUUGCCGAGUUUCGAAAGGCAUAUGAGGUAAAUAGUUUGCAAUAUGUUGUGAUCCAGUACUGCAAAUUUGGCUUAAUAGAUCAUCUAAUAGUUGAAAAAUAUAAGCAGGAGCAAUCUAGAUCUGAAGAAGAGAAACUUUUAACAGACAUUACCAAUUUGGUGUCCAGUCACAUGCGUCGACAAAAAGAGUUGGUGGAUGUGAGGCUCUCUGGACUGGGAGAUGCUGCUCAAAAUAGCAAACUAAUUCUGGAUAACCAUGCAUCGUCAAUGGACAUUGUCACAACUGAUGCCAAAAGGAAGUGGGAAGAAUUUUCUAAGCAGGCGGAGCAAGAUUCAAAAGAUGGUUCUAACAUUUCUGCAGCAAAACAUUGUCGCAUGGAACUCCUGCUCCAACAAUGUACAAACACUGUCGAUGCUGCUUCUCAACAAUGGAAGAAGACACAUGCAUCUGUUGGUGAGAUGAGCAGCAAUCAUGUUGCCGAAAUGGAAGCACUUGUAAGGAGUGCCAUUGAGAGCAAUGAACAACAUGACAUGGAGGUUGCUUCAGCAAGAACAGCAGCAGAAGAAGAUGUAGCCAAAAAUAGCAUGGAAGUUCUUCAGCAUUUUGACAGUGUGAUGGAUCAUGAGCGCAACUCAGCAUCUGCCAUGAUGGAAGCAGUGGAAGACCACUCAGCAACCCUGCAGAAACUGCAAGAGGAGCACUCAAGCCAGGCAACAGAUAUUAACAGACAUGCAGAGGGCACAUUCCAAAACAAUUAUAUGGACUAUGAGCCAACUGGAGAAACCCCUGUAAGGUCGGAACCAGAUGUACCAAGCAAAGGAACGAUCGAAUCCCUUCGAGCCAUGCCGAUGGAGGUGCUCCUCGAAGAGUUCAGGGAGAACCAUCCAUAUGAGUCUGCCAAGGAGCACAAACCAUCUCUCAUACCCCGUUCUCCACUCGUCCAGCUCAACUGAUGGAUGCUUCUUUAACCAUCUCUUGGGAGUUCUCUAUUUCGUUUCAUGUACUGUAAUCUUAUCUACUGGUAUAAUUGAGAGCCAGGGAGGGAGCUAACUUAGCUCCCCAUGCUAUCCAUUUGUACUAUGAUGCAUGGAAGAAAAAGAAAGAAAAAGAGUGCAAUAUUUUGUGACUGUAGGCAUUUCGCCGAACAGUGAAUAGUUGUAUAACAAGGAGCAUUGAUUCUUGACGAAAACAAGAGAGGUGCUUCCAAAAUUUCCAUGGCUGCAAUUAGGCAAGAUAGAGGUGGCUCCUGAAUGGUGGUGCAGGGUUGGUGACUGGGGAUGAAAUGCUGCAAGUUUGUUCAGGCUUUUGUUUUGCUAUACUAGAGCAUCAAGGCAUGUGUUAUCCAUGUUGUCCAUGUACUGAUGCAAGAUACAGAACUAUUUACAAGCAACCAAUAUGAAGGGGUUAAGUGUUUGAGAGGAACCAAAGUCAAAUAAGGAGCGCACCUACUCAAUGAGACUGUUUAUUUGGCGAAACCUUAUCAAUUGCUUUGUAAGACUGUAUCAGGGGGGGGGCAAAAUCUAGUGCUGACAUUUACAGAGUUGCAAAAGCACCACAAAAUUUACAUGGU